UUGGAACAAAACCAGAAUAUAAACAAAUCUAAAAUGUAACAAAUGCAAUAUUGGAAUAUAAAAUCGAUCUUCUCUCUUUGUGUGAGCUAAUUGUUAUUAAAAUCUACAACAUCGCCUAGCAGCCACGAAUCUAAGCCAGUUUGCCGAUCGGUCAGGAGACUAUAAGUCGCAGCCAGUCGGAGCUCGCUCGCUGAGCGGUAAAGCGAUUUGCUUCUGAGCCGGAGGUCCCGGGUUCUAAUCAUGAUGAAGACUGGGAUUUUUAAUUUUGAGAUCUCGCAUCAAAAUGAUCCAAUUCACUAAGAAGAUUUAUCUGUCGGUGGCAUUGGUUUUAAUUGGAUUGACAGUCUUCUGUAUAUACAUCAAUCUCGAUAAGCUAAUAUUGCAGGGAGAGAAAUGUCUAAGCAAUUGUCCACAAGCUCAAGUGGACAAGAGUUUAAUACAUCUACCAAGCCUUCCACCAAGCCUUCCACCAAGCCUUCCACCAAGCCCUCCAAAAAAUGUAGACCUGGUUGAGACUUUGACAGAAUCACUGGUUCAAAUGUUGAAACAGAAAACUGACAUGUCACCAAGCUACGUCACUGCCAACUGUGACAACAUAUGGAUCGCUUGUCGGCCCGAGACCUGCUUCCGCCCACUGAGCCAAAAUCCUAAAGAAAGAAUAUGGGACAUCUUAUCACCAAAGUUGACAUUAACAGAACAGAAUCGUCAACAAAUAGUGGAGCUCUCCUCUACCAUACCAGUCAGUGACGUGAUCUUUGUGACUGCCACGUCCGAUAACCACUAUGACGAGACACAAUAUUCAGUUCACAAUUUACACGCAGUUGUCUACCCUAAAGUUAAAAAUAUGACUUUUGUUAUCUUUGAUAUUGGACUCACCCCGGAACAAAGAGAAAAGACAAUAAAAGCAUGCAUGUGUCACGUGAUAGUGUUUCCAUUUGAAAAGUUUCCAAGUUUCUUUAAAGAGCGAGGAUGUUACACCUGGAAACCACUCAUAGUCAUGGCUGCCAUGAUGAAGGCGAACAAGUUUGUCAUCUACCAAGACGCCUCUAUAACUUGGAAAGAUUCUGUCCUCGAGUUACUCGACAGGGGAGAUAAACUAGGCAUACAGCUAUGGGGAAGUAACUGGAUGCACAACAUUCCAGUAGCGACAUUGAAAGGGAUGUUUGACUAUAUGGGAGACCUGCCUUGUGCUUAUCUAAACUACACGCAAAUACAAAGUGGAAUUAUUGUACUUAAACAGACACCGUUUAUAGUCAGAGCUGUACUGGAACCGUGGGCCAAGUGUGGCUUUGAGAAAGAUUGUUUCUGUCCGCUUACCAAGGAGAACAGCGUGGACUGCUUUACCCCAAAGAAAGAAAUUCACAUGUGCCACAGGUUCGACCAAUCAGCACUGUCCAUAAUUACAACCAAAUUGUUUGCCACUGAACGGUACAGAUACCACAUGAAGGAGAGUGAAAAUGGACGGUAUGUCGUUAUCAACAGAUCCCAACGAGAACCAAAUUACUUCAAUCAACUCUUGAAAACCUUAUGAAGCUACUCAUUGAUAGGUUAUCCUUUAACUGUUACAGUGGUUCUCAACCUUUCCAGCUCGGCGACCCCCUAUUUACCAUUCCCCACCAUGCGCCGACCCCCAACCGUAAGAUAAUUUUUCUGGAGUAACUGCGCUUAGGAUAGUGUUAUAAAAAUUGUAAUCAUAAUGCUAUACCUAAUUAAACCCUGCCCAAGCUUUAUGUUUAAUUACGAAAUGAUUAAUAUGAAAUUAUCCUUUGACUAAAAUAUAUUUCUGCUUAUAAUUAAUUUUUUUUUCCUUAUUAACGUUCUUUGUUGCAGAUCCUUUUUUAAGAGUUGUUCCAUAAUACAAAUAUUCCCGUCAAUAAUAUGGACUAUAAAACAAUGGCCAAAUUAUUUAAUAUAAACGAAAAAAAUGCUAUUCAAAUACCUCAAGACGUGCGCGACUUUGACCAUAGAAAUAAUAUCUAUAAUUUAAAUAGUUUUACACUUCUAAAAAGAAAAUAAAUCCAUAUUUAUAUUAGUCCUAGGCGACCCCUGCAAAAUUGCAAAGGGGUCGCGAGCCAUAGGAUGAGAACCCCUGCUUUAACAUAUUAGAAAUGUUACCUCAUUUUUACAAAGCUUAUAUCAACUCUGUCUGUCUGUCUGUUAGGUAAAAUGUUUGUACAUGUUAUUUCUCAGACACCCUAAAUCGGAUCAAGCUGAAAUUUUGCAGAAUUAUUUCUUUUGCCUGAGAACACAGGAAUCAAUUUUAAAAAAAAAUAACUAUUGGUAAUAAAUUACUUUGCUGUUAGGUAUCUCAAACAAGGGAAAGAAAUAGUACUAGACAGAAGUGGGUGUCGGAGAUAUAACGUGUACAAACUUUGUUUGUUAUCUCGAACUAGGUAAAGAAAUAGUGCGUGACUGAAGUGGGUGUCGUUGAGUUGAUAUAAGCUUUGUAAAAAUAUUUUUAAUCGCACAGAUGUAUUGUCGUUGGUCUAGAUCAGUGAUUCCCAAAGUGGUCUAUAUAGACCCCUAGGACUCUUUGAAGACUUCCAAGGGGUCUAUGAAAGUGAAAAAAAUAAAUUGGGGGUCAAUGAGAUGCCCUUGGGGGUCUACGAUAAUGGAUUUCAUUUCAUUUCAUUUGUGACUUUAAUUUUCAAUCCCAUUAAUGUAAUUAUUUCCUACACUAAUAAACGAUUUGUACUUUACCAUUUCAAUAUUUAUCCUGCUAUUCAAACAAAAAAAUUGUUAUAUUUAAUUUCAAUACUUAUUUAAAGAGCAGGGUGCCAGGACAUCUGCUCUGUUAUCAGUAGCAGACGCCUUGGCUGGCUUGGCCACUUCGUAGAAUGCCAGUAGGUCGACUUCCACAGGACAUCCUGUAUGGCGAUCUAAUAGAAGGCAGGAGAGCCGCUGGUCGCCCACUUUUACGUUAUACGGAUGUAUGCAAACGCGACAUGAAGCUCUUCGAAAUCGACACUGGCAACAGGGAAGAGGUGGCACUGGACAGAUCAACAUGGAGAGAGAGCAUAAAGGAAGGGUCACAGAUGUCAUACACAACAGAAGCAGAAAGAAGGGUGAAAAUGCAACGGCGCCUGGUGAUUAUAUAUGCCCAACCUGAGAUCGCAGCUGUGUAUCAAGGAUUGGCCUCUUUAGUCACACAAGAAGUUGCAAAGGGAAAAGAUCGUCUCUUGAGAAUUAAAAUGCCACAGACUUAUUUGAAUAGCUUAAAUUUUGUCUACAUGUAACAAAUGUUUAGCAAAAAGAAAUGUAGACUGUACAGCGUUGAUUAUUUAAAAUGGAAAUUCAAGAGAUUGCCUGGGUGCCUCUUUAGGACGGUAUAAGACUAAUUACGUUUGAGGAUCAAUGGAGACGAUGCCAUCCUGAUAAAAAGAUACAAGUUUGAAAAUGAUUAAGUUCAGAAUAGCCCCCCACAAAAUCUCUCUUCAACAUCAUUUAGAGAAGAUGACGGUCUGUGAGUGUCUUACAAUAUCUCUUUGAAAACACUACAAGUAAAACAUGGAUUUUACCGGCCUUUGAAGUAGUUUUAAAAACUGUUUUUACACAAACCUACAUCUGAUAUAAAGGGCACAUUGGUGGUAUAAGUUAUAACAUUAAAAGCUUCUUAUGUAAUUCUUUACAAACGACAUAUACAGUUUGGGAUCAGCGGCGUCACACGGUUCUGACAGAGGGUAGUGCUGUUUGCUGCAAACUGCCUAAGGGUCGCUGGCUUUUUACUUUUCCUCAGGGUUGAUAAAACCUUCCCCCUGUUUGGAUACAGCUGCAAGGCAGAGGUUUGAAUUUAGUUUUCCUUCUGCUAUGUGGGUAGCAAGCCAAACUUAAUGAUCCCAUCCUGCCCGAAGUUACUGGUUUAGGCGCCAGCUACUCGCCUUCGCCCCUUCUUCUGGUAGUGAAAACAAAACCGUAUUUAAGCCACACGAAUACUUUUUACAAUGAUACUUAAAGCAAAAUAAUUCAUCAAUUAAUAGUAAAUGUGUGAAGGACUACUUUAUAGAACACCAGAUUCCUACUUGAAACAUAGUAUCCAUAGCAACGGUACAUAACAAACCAUUUCCAGUGUUUGACGAUUCCAGAAAUAAUUUGGAAAAAAAUGUACUACAAGUUAACCAGGGGGGUCUACUGAAAAUCAGAAAUUAUGGCAAGGGGUCUACGAGACAAAAAAAGUUUGGGAACCACUGGUCUAAAUCUGAUCCAAACUAAGUGAUAAAAAAUUACCGCCCGAAUAAGCUUUGUAUUAUUUUUUGUUUGUUUGUUUGUCUUUUCUUGUCAUUCAAAUAAAACUCAUUUGUAAACAUGA
Biomphalaria glabrata is the source of this 4306-nucleotide messenger RNA. RefSeq lists its product as uncharacterized. Lineage: Eukaryota; Metazoa; Mollusca; Gastropoda; Planorbidae. The transcript is spliced from 8 exons. Bases 284 to 1531 code for a protein of 415 amino acids. The record is from RefSeq and is a predicted model, not a curated record.